This is a messenger RNA of Rhizoctonia solani, 675 nucleotides long. Its product is annotated as Retrotransposable element Tf2 protein. Lineage: Eukaryota; Fungi; Basidiomycota; Agaricomycetes; Cantharellales; Ceratobasidiaceae. Bases 1 to 675 code for a protein of 224 amino acids. The record is from RefSeq and is a predicted model, not a curated record. The transcript has a single exon.
AUGUCACCCCUAUUCACAAUUCCAAUUACGCCAGAGAAGAAAGCGGAAUAUUUAGAAGUCCUGAUUGACUCAGGCGCCACCUCAUCAUUCAUGCACCCCCAUACCGCGGAAUCACUCUGCCUCCCACUCAUAGAUCUCCCUUCACCCCACACCGUCACUAUGCUUGAUGGGUUGAGCCCCCAGGCUGGAAAAAUCUGGAAGAAGGCUAACCUAACCUUCUCCUUCAAUGGCAAACGCAUGACAGAGACCUUCCUAAUCUGUAACACAGGGUCUCAUGCUGCCAUCUUGGGAUUGAAAUGGUUGGAUAACCACAAUCCAGAAAUAGAUUGGAACCUGCAAACCCUCUCCUUCCCCCACAAGCCACCAGAACACGCUGCCAUUGCUGAGGAGGAGGAAGCUGAUGAGAACACCCUUGAAGGAGUACCCCCUGAAUACCAUCAAUACGCCAAGGUAUUUGGGGAAGAAGAAUUCAACAAGCUUCCCCCGCACAGGCAUUAUGACAUUGGUAUUGAACUAACGGACAAAGGACCCCUGAACUCCCCCCUGUAUAGCAUGACUGACGCCAAGUCAGCCACACUGAAAGACUGGCUCAGGGACAAACUCAAGGCCGGGAAGAUCCGCCCCAGCAAAUCCUCAAUCAGUUCCCCUGUUAUGGAUAUGACAUUUCUUCUUUAA